Molecule: messenger RNA, 2157 nt
Organism: Alternaria hordeiaustralica
Lineage: Eukaryota; Fungi; Ascomycota; Dothideomycetes; Pleosporales; Pleosporaceae
Exons: 3
Coding region: 1-2157 (718 amino acids)
Molecular function (GO): protein binding
Source: RefSeq, a predicted model, not a curated record
AUGUCGAGAACUCUGCGACAAUACCAUCGUGAUUUUGCCAUCCCGGGUUCCAAACGGUCACGCAUGGCUUCUGGCAGCAUUGGCGACGUGCCUGCCGCGACUUUUGCUGAGUACGUAGACGAUCCUUUCUUCGACCACGGUGACGAGGCGGGUGCAUCGCAAUCGCAGACAUCGCGGGAAAAGGAGGAUGACUUCAUGGAGAAUGCGCCGCCUGCCGAUGCACCGCAAUUGGCGCUGGCGCAAAGACCCGAAGCGCCGUCGCGAUGCAUCGCGGUGCGCCCGGCUCUCACCCACCGUCUCUACUCUCAUCGCCUCCAUGUGCGGGCCAAAGCUAAGCUACAACGCGAUAGACUUCUCUCCGGCCCUAUGAUCGACGUCUACGUAGGCGAGUCCAAGCGCCACUGGUCGCUGCAUCGCAAUCUGCUAUGCCACCACUCCGAAACCCUCGAGAACGAGCUGCUAGGCGAUGCCGACGGCCACACUAGGAAAGAUCGCCUCGAUCUUCCCGAUUACAACCCUGCCGGCUUCGAGCUGCUGGUGAAGUGGCUAUACCAGGGCAGCCUCGACGAUGUCUCUGACAUGGCCGACGCCAACCAGAAGUAUGAGUAUGCUGUGAGCUGUCACAGACUCUAUCUGCUGUGCGAUCGCUUUGACAUGCUUCAACUGAAGAACGUCGCGAUGGAUCAGUACAGAAAAGGCCUAAAUGAGGCCGAGCUAGUACCUGACGCUGACGAGAUUGAUGACAUCUAUCGCAAGAGUCCGACAGGGUCGCCCUUCCGCACGCUCAUGACGCGCAUCGCGGCCCGCCAGAUCAUGGAUCCUGGUAGUGAGCGCGACGUCGAAACCUAUCGCGAGUGCUUCGAAAACAAUCCCGACUUCGCCAUCGAUCUGGUCAAAGCCAUCAGGUCAGGCACUGGCGGCAUGCUGUUCGACGAUCCAACAGAUGAGGGUCAUGAGUGCGACUACCAUGACCACGAAGCUGGCCCGAACUGCCACACAAAGGGCAAGGGCAAAGGGAAGCAAGCAAAGAAGAAAGCCGGCCUGUCAUCCGCCAAAUCAGUCCCCUACAUAAGCUCCGACCAGCACAACCGCCCUCCCCGCCCUCCUCCCCCGAAGACGCCUCGCCCGCCUCAUCCCCUGCAAGCUCGCCCACAAGAGGGAAGCGCCGGUCCUCUCCGCCGUCGCCUGACAAGUCCGGCGAGCUCGACGGUUGGCACAUCGACGGAGAUGGCAGUCGCCAGUCAAGCACCCAAUCUCGACGCGAUUCGCGAGAGGGAGAAGGACAGGGAAAAGCUGCGCAGAGUGACGCCGCCGGAGAGAAGACGCCUGGAGCGGGCUCAAAGCAGUGGAACGGAGAUACAGAGGUCACGCCCAGUCCUAGAAGAGCGCCGCCGAAGCUCAGACGACGCGUCUCACCCACACCAGAAUAGCCAGCUUGAAGAUCAAGCAUUGAGGGAGCUAGAGGGAGGACCGGUGCAGCCACCACAGCGAUCACCGACGCGUCGAGGCAUCUGGGAAUGGGCGAAACUAGGGACGGGCAGGCUGAAUGUCAUCGGACGCAUACCCCAUCCCGAAUGGAAGGGCCCGACUGUGUCGCACGAAGCUGUCGCGAAUGGCAAUUCGCGAAUCACUACCAUUCAUGAAACCCAUGACGAUUUCAGCAUCCCCUCCACAACGGCUACCGAGACGAACAAUCUGCAAGAAUACAACCAAGCAAUGGCAGCUAAGCUCGAAGGCUUUGGCUUCCCACACGCUCACAUUAUCACGUCGCCACACUUCUCGCAGACAAAACGCUCUUCCGAUGACCUUGUUGCUGCAUCAUCUACAGCGAGCACGCCAGCGAACCUGAAUCUUGUUCUAGAGGGUGGCACAAAUGGCAAGCGCGUUACACCGCAGGCCUCGAAAGACAGUCCGCCGUUGACGCCGGACACCCCGACACCGCAACAGCGCAGAAAAGACUCGACGAUCGAGACGGAGAGCACACCGACGAAGGUCACCUCCGACAGUGCGAAGGCAGAGAUCGCUGAUCCACCUCCGAAUGGCGUCAAGAAGACCUCUACUCCUACUCCUACUCCUGACCGCAUCCCCAAGUAUCGGAUUGCGCUUUCUUCGAAUUUCCUUUCGCCAGCUCGCAACAGUCCGAGUCCGGCAUCUUAA